Pipistrellus nathusii (Nathusius's pipistrelle) is the source of this 582-nucleotide messenger RNA. NCBI's taxonomy places the organism in Eukaryota, Metazoa, Chordata, Mammalia, Chiroptera, Vespertilionidae. The record is from the annotation of a GenBank genome assembly.
AUGUGCGGAUGUGCCAAAAAAAAAAAAAAACCGCGGGGGUCCCUGGCCCUUGCCCGGAUGGCAGCAGUAGUUCUAGGGGGAGACAACAUGGGCCCAGAGCGAAUCUUCCCUAAUCAGUCUGAGGAACUAGGGCCACACCAGGGCCCCACAGAAGGCACCGGGGAUUGGAGCAGCGAGGAGCCUGAGGAAGAGCAGGAGGAAACCGGGGCAGGCCCAGCUGGCUACUCCUACCAGCCCCUGAACCAAGAUCCUGAACCAGAGGAGGUGGAGCUGGCACCAGUGGGGGAUGGAGAUGAUGUAGUGGCUGAUAUCCAGGACCGGAUCCAGGCCCUGGGGCUUCAUUUGCCAGACCCACCGUUAGAGAGCGAGGAUGAAGAUGAGGAGGGAGCCUCGGCAUUGAGCAACCACAGCUCUAUUCCCAUGGACCCAGAACAUGUAGAGCUGGUGAAAAGGACAAUGGCUGGAGUAAGCUUGCCUGCACCAGGGGUUCCUGCCUGGGCUCGGGAGAUAUCAGAUGCCCAAUGGGAAGACGUGGUACAGAAGGCUCUCCAGGCCCGGCAGGCAUCCCCUGCCUGGAAGUGA